This is a messenger RNA of Entrophospora sp. SA101, 274 nucleotides long. The record is from the annotation of a GenBank genome assembly. NCBI's taxonomy places the organism in Eukaryota, Fungi, Glomeromycota, Glomeromycetes, Entrophosporales, Entrophosporaceae.
AUGAAACGUGUAAAAAAAGGUAAAACCACAAGAAGUUUUGCUUCUUCACUGAUGGGAAUUGCAAAUGAAAAUGCAAUGUCUUCUGAUGACUCUUUGACUAUAAGUGACGAAGAUAAAAUAAGAUUGCAAAUAUUAUUAGAUGUUAAACAAUUCGGAAAAGAGAUGCAAAUAUUAUUAGAUGUUAAACAAUUCGGAAAAGAGCUUUCCAAUUUUGGAAUUAAUCCAGAAGAAAUUAAAGGGUAUAUUGAAUUAUAUAAAGUUGUCGAAAAUUUUG